Malurus melanocephalus (red-backed fairy wren) is the source of this 1229-nucleotide messenger RNA. RefSeq names its product synaptojanin 2 binding protein (gene SYNJ2BP). The record is from RefSeq and is a predicted model, not a curated record. Bases 322 to 762 code for a protein of 146 amino acids. The transcript is spliced from 4 exons. Gene Ontology annotation, molecular function: protein binding. NCBI's taxonomy places the organism in Eukaryota, Metazoa, Chordata, Aves, Passeriformes, Maluridae.
CUCUGCUGCGCCUGCCCCAGAGUACUAUCGCCUUUUCCUUAACCUUCCCGAGUACACCGGCUCCAGCCUGGGGAGCAAGGCAGGGCCAGGCGCAGAAUGCCGCUCGGGGRGCAGGAGGACGCUGCGCUGGGUUCCCCUGAGCCCGCUCCCUUUGCGCCUCUCUGGUGAGCGCCGGUGGGAGCAGCCCCGUCCCUCGGGGGACGCGCCGCCGCCAGCGCUUCCCGCCGUGCGAACUACAACUCCCAGCGCUCCGCGGAGCGGCGGCGGCCGAGGAAGCGAGAGCGGCUGCCCCUGGAGCCGAGUUCUCCUUCAGGCCGCAGCAUGAACGGCAGCGUGGCGGGCGGCGGUUACGCCGAGGAGAUCAUCAGCCUCACCCGCAGACCCUCAGGGUUGGGCUUCAACAUUGUUGGUGGGACAGAUCAGCAGUACAUUGCCAAUGACAGCAGCAUCUAUGUCAGCCGGAUCAAAAAGGAUGGGGCAGCUUACCUUGAUGGCCGAUUACAAGAAGGAGAUAAAAUUKUAGCGAUCAACGGCAAAGACUUGAAGGAUUUGCGGCACAAGGAUGCUGUGGAGCUGUUCAGGAAUGCAGGCUGUUACGUGUCUCUGAAAAUUCAGCGCAGGUUGCAGCCACAGAAUGGCCCUGUGGGUCAUCAAGGAGAUGGAGAAUCAGGUGGGCUUCCUCUAGCAGCCAUUCUUGUGCCAGGCCUGGCACUUGCUGCAACAGCARUCUGGAUCUUGCUGAGGUAUCGACAGCGGAUAUGAAGAGUUCACGGCUGGGAUGUCACUGCAUAUUUUACACAGCUAUGAUGUAAUUUAAAAAUAGAGAAUCAACGAUUUUGUCACAGACUGAUGCCAAAAAGGAUCACUGACUAUCAUCAAAACUGCUGCUGUUGUUCGUAUAUAUUGAUUUUGUUGCAGGGUGGAUGGAAGCAGAAAGGAAAAAGGGAAGGGAGAAGACUCUGUUUAUGUAAAGAGUGGAAUAGCUGUAUAUUUUUGACAAAUCUGAGGAGGUUUUGCCAUCCUCCUCUAUUUUGCACCAUGAACUUUCAAACACACUCAUCUAUUCCACAUACUUCAAGAUGUAACUUUCGGUUAAAGGGAGUGGGAGUUGGGGUGGUUUUAAAUCAAAAACAUUUACUAGAGGCUUUGCCUUGUGUCCACAAGAUUUUUUUCUUGAAACUAAUGAGUCCUGUCUGAACCAUGAAUAAAGAGAAGCAAUAUAAAGGGUA